UCUUCCAGAACUCAUGCAGGUUUUGAAAAUAGAGAAGUUUUGUGGUUUCUAAGGGGGUGGCUUUAGGUGUGCAGCUGCUACAUUUACUAAUAGAGAACGAAGUGACAAAGGCUGCAACUUUAGCAUUCUAUGAAGGAGAGAGCAUUAUGCAAGAACUCAGGGGCUCAUGCGCUUCUACGCCAAGCCCCUGGCUGCAAGCUGCUAUCUUUUUCAGCAUCUUUGCGGUCACUAUCCAAAACUCGGCAGACAUCAAAUGUUAUUUAAUGAGAAACUAUGAAGAAAAAGAAGACACCGAGACUGAAUUAGAGGUUUCCAGCUCCACUAACCAAAGUACGGACUUAAACUGUUUGAAAAUCUCAAACUACACUUACAAAGCAGCCUUGACGGUGAAAGUCAAUAUAUUUGAGUUAGUAAGGCUGAAAAUAAAACACAAUAUAAAUGAGACAACACCAUUUGUUUGGUUGCUGGAAAAGAAAAAUCACUCUCACAUCAUAAAGACUUCAAGGUUCAGUAGUAUACUUUGUUUGGAUUUGGGAAGAGUCACCGAAAAGCAAGCUGGAAGAUACAAGCUAUUGAUUCAGCAUAGAAACAUAAAUUACACCGUACACUUUGAAGUCAUAGUAAGAGGUAAGCCACGGAAGCCAUAUUUCACUGCAGAGGGAAACAAGGUGAGAUGUAUAUCAGAGGGGUUUCCUGCUCCCGAGGUCCGAUGGGAAUUUGACACCAGAUGCGAUCACAGGUGUGAAGAUGAAGGCUUGGUGUCAUCAUUCGAGACAGAUAACUACAAAAUUAUGCGAGUUCAGCGUGAAGUAAAAGCCAUAUGUCUUAUGGGUCACAAUGAUACAUGCUGUGCUACUAAUGCAUAUGGUAGAGAGUGUGCUCAGCUACACACAAUAGAUCUUACACCUGGGCAAAGCCAGCCUGAAAUUCUUGUUAAAAUUGGAGAUCCCAUUGUUGUACGGUGCUGGGCUAUCUACGAAUCUUUUAGGUUUGAAAUUAUUGGUUUGGAAAGCCAAACUCAGAUGCAAUGGAACUUAGAAAAGUGCUAUAAUUUCCGGCAUGAAAUGAUACAAGUGUUAUUUGCAUCAACUGCAAAGAUGAUAGAAGGAAGCAACAUAACAAUAUCCUGCUCAUCAAACAAGCAUGAGAACCAUACUGUGCCAAUUACACUAUUCGAUAAAGGGGUUAUUGACAUGGACGUGACAAGUGAGGAGCAGGACAUACACAGCCGGGAAGAACAUUGUUUUGUUGCAGAAUUUAAAGCAUUUCCCCCUGGAAGAUGCAUUUGGAUUCAUCAGUCUAAACCCUCAGAAUGUGCUGUUAUCACUGAAAAGAAUGGAAGAAGUAUAUCUAAAUAUUGCAGCCAUAACUAUGAGCCCGGAGACUCUGUUGUAUUCUAUGCAGACAAUGAUGAUGUCCAGCUUCAGAAAACCUUCACUGUAAAUGUAUUCCAAAAGCCUGAGGUGGAAUGUAAAAUAUCCAAUAUGAAAAACAUUACAUGUCAAUCAUGGGGCUAUCCAUUGCCAAACUGGAAAUGGCUAAGAAGCUAUGAUGAGUUUCAUAACUGCACAGAAGUGAUCACAGAGGGGAUAACAUAUGGAUCACCACAAAGAUCCACAAAGGCCUGGAAAUUCACUAGCUCCCUGAUUCUGGACAAUAACGGGGUAUCUUUUAUCAUCUGCAGUUGUGCAAACAAUUCUGUUGGAAUAACGUGCACUCAGACACUAUACAAUCACCAAGAACAAAAUAAUUUUCUUUUUUCAAUUGCAAGUGGAACUUGUGGCCUCUGUUUCACGAUUGUAACCAUUGUAUUUAUGGUGGUGUUGUGCAAGUACAAGAAGAAAUACAAAUAUGAAAGCCAACUCCUGAUGAUCCAGUAUGUUGGCCCUUCAGACAAUGAAUACAUCUACAUUGAUUUCAGUGUGUUAGAGUAUGACUUAAAAUGGGAAUUUCCAAGAGAGAAUCUGGAAAUUGGUGACACAAUCGGUUCUGGAGCAUUUGGAAAAGUGGUCACUGCUACAGCAUAUGGAAUCAGCAAACCAGGGGUCUCAUUGCAGGUGGCUGUCAAAAUGCUGAAAGAAAGUCCUGAUACUUCAGAAAAAGAGGCCUUAAUGUCAGAGCUAAAAAUGAUGACUCAGAUUGGACAUUAUGAAAAUGUAGUGAAUUUGCUAGGAGCAUGUACCACAUCAGGUCCAUUGUAUCUCAUUUUUGAAUACUGCCCCUAUGGUGAUCUUCUCAACUACUUAAAGUCUAACAGAGAGACAUUUCACAAGACAUGGUCAGAUGUCAUUAAAGACAACACCUUUACUUUUUACCAUAAUUUUAACCAGGAGGAGAAGUUCAGAGACAGACUUGUGACUUCAGUGAGCAACUGCUCCUACAGUGGACUACUUCCUACACCCGACAUAUGUGACAAAGGUCCAUACAAUUGGGACAUGUCUUCUGGACACAUUGAGCUCCUCCAAGCUGAAGAAAUGAAGUACCAAAACACCAGGAAGUACAAUGAAGAGGAUCUGAACAUUCUCACGCUUGAAGAUCUGCUCUCCUUCUCAUAUCAAGUGGCAAAGGGGAUGGAGUUCCUUGAAUCAAAAUUGUGCAUCCACAGAGACCUUGCAGCCAGAAAUAUACUCAUAAGUAGUGGAAAGGUAGCCAAGAUAUGUGACUUUGGACUUGCCAGAGAUGUAGAAAAUGACUCAAAUUAUGUGGUUAAGGGCAAUGCUCGCCUACCGGUUAAAUGGAUGUCUCCAGAGAGCAUUUUUGAUGGACUAUAUACCAUUAAAAGCGAUGUUUGGUCAUAUGGCAUAUUGCUUUGGGAGAUAUUCUCACUUGGGGUAAACCCAUAUCCAGGCAUGCCAGUCAAUGCAAACUUUUACAAGCUCUUACAAAGUGGGUUUAAAAUGGACCAGCCAUUCUAUGCUACGGAUGAAAUAUAUUUCCUGAUGCAGUCCUGCUGGGCUUUCGAUCCAAGGAAACGACCAUCGUUUAAAGAACUGGUUUCUUUUUUGGGAUAUCAGAUUUCAAAUACAGAAUCUGAGCUUUAUCAAAACUCGAAGAACAUCAUUGACAGUUUGUACCAAGAUAACAGCCAGGGAAAACAAAAUGGAUCAUCAGUCUGUGAUCACACCUCUCUUAUAGCUAUACAGUAAAUGGGAACAUUCAAUAUGGUUUGUUUGUA
Rana temporaria (common frog) is the source of this 3175-nucleotide messenger RNA. RefSeq names its product fms related receptor tyrosine kinase 3 (gene FLT3). Gene Ontology annotation, biological process: multicellular organism development; protein phosphorylation; positive regulation of kinase activity. Gene Ontology annotation, molecular function: ATP binding; transmembrane receptor protein tyrosine kinase activity. The transcript has 24 exons. Gene Ontology annotation, cellular component: signaling receptor complex. Lineage: Eukaryota; Metazoa; Chordata; Amphibia; Anura; Ranidae. Bases 147 to 3146 code for a protein of 999 amino acids. The record is from RefSeq and is a predicted model, not a curated record.